This is a messenger RNA of Drosophila hydei, 1394 nucleotides long. RefSeq names its product RNA/RNP complex-1-interacting phosphatase homolog. Lineage: Eukaryota; Metazoa; Arthropoda; Insecta; Diptera; Drosophilidae. Bases 105 to 1289 code for a protein of 394 amino acids. The transcript has 7 exons. The record is from RefSeq and is a predicted model, not a curated record. Gene Ontology annotation, biological process: protein dephosphorylation. Gene Ontology annotation, molecular function: polynucleotide 5'-phosphatase activity; protein tyrosine/serine/threonine phosphatase activity.
AUCUAUUUUGUAUAUAACACGCGGUAAAAUUUUUAGUAAACUUGUAUUUCUUUUCGGAACCCAUUAUAUUAGACAUUAUAUAUUAGACAGUAGUGAUUGCAAAAAUGGUUAAAGCAAUACCAGAUCGCUGGCUUAAUUAUCGUCCCAUUGGCGAACGAAUUGCUGGGACGCGUUUCAUUGCAUUCAAAGUGCCGUUGCGUAAGAAUAUUAAUGAGAGUGUCGACGACGAGCAACUGCGUCUGGCGCCACAUUCGCUGCUGGAGUCGGUGCCAAAUUUAGGUUUGAUUGUUGACUUGACCAAUACAAAUCGCUACUACAAUCCAAAGACCUUCAUGGAUCUAAAUGUGGCGCAUCAGAAACUCAUGAUACCUGGCCAUCAUACGCCUACCAAGGAGCUAUCACAAAGAUUUUGCGAGUAUGUCACAAACUUUCUGGAUGCAAAUCCGGAUAAUGACAAACUUAUUGGCGUGCAUUGCACACACGGCGUAAAUCGUACCGGUUACCUGAUCUGCUAUUUUAUGAUCACAAAGAUGAACAUGUCGCCUAAGCUGGCUAUACAGACUUUUGCCGAUGCGCGUGGCCACAAAAUUGAGCGUGAGAACUACACCGCGUCCUUGGAGCACUUGAAGUCCGGACAAGAUCGACACAAACUGCUUAGCGAAGGCAGCCACAGUCCCAGCCAUAACGAGGGCAAACGCAGGCAGGAAGAUCUCCGAGAGGAUAGAUCUAUCAACUGGCGAAGUCGUCAACAGGAACAGGAUAGUUGGCAGCAGCAGCAGCAACAGCAGCAGCUGCAGCCGCCUAGCCAGCAAUGGCGAAAUACCAACGCAUAUCACAACCAAGAUGAUGGCUCGCAGUGUAGGCUUUUGCAAAGGGAGAUGCCGCGGUGGCGUCAGGCUGCUCACAGCGAGGAUACCCCCUCUAAAAACAGGUGCUAUGAUGACUAUCAGUCGGAUAACAAACGUUAUCAGCACCAAAGCAAUUGGCGGCCAAACCAAGGUGCUAGCCAACGUCCCAGAGAGGAUCCAAGUUACGCCUACAAUAACAGCAGCAGCAGCAGAAGCAGCAACAGCAACUAUAUCAAUUAUCGCAGGAACAACUACAGCAGUAGAAGUGAGAACAAUGGCUACCGUAAUAGAGGCAAUAUAUACAGCAGGGACCACAACAAUCACAGCAACCACAGCAACCGCAACAACAACUACAACAACAAUCAUACCAAUCAAGCAAACUAUACGCGGCAGAAUAGUCGAGGCUAUUCGAAUCGCUUUCGAUGUUUGGAAACCGAAUAAUGGAUUGCCUGCUACUUGGCCCUCUUAACUUCCAUAUAAUUAGUGCACUUUGAUUUUCUACUUGUUGAAAAAGUUUCGUUUCGCAAUAAAUUCCAGUCGUCUGUU